AUGGUAACAAUGAUGAAAUGGUUAAAAGUUGAACCAUCAGCAAGUAAUAAACAAGCAUUACAAACUGCAGGACAUACGUCGACGGUGAUUGUCACAACCGAUGCUUCUGGCACCACCUCGCUCAUUGUUAUUGGUGGUAUGCGGUACAAAGAGAUGUGUCAAGAUGUCCACAUGUUGACAGUUGCCAACAACAACAAGCAACGUCAACUCAGUCAUUCUGCAUCAUCCAUAAACAAUACUAUCAUCUCUCAUCAUCAUCCAACUGUUGUUCAUCCAACAACUAAUAUAAAUAGUAUUCAACAACCAACGACUAUGCAACAACAACAAGUACCAUUAUCACCAAUUAAUAUUCGAAAAUCGAUAGAAUCAUCUCCACCAACUUCAUCGAUCUCAUUGUCAUCGCAAUCACCUCCAUUUUACAUUGACGAAGAUUCAAACAACUAUGUCAAGUUUAAACACAUGGAAGAAGACCAUCUCAAACUGCGAGAGGAUGUAUCUCAUUUGAGAAACUACCAUAAUCUUCUCAACAAUGGUAGUGGUAACAUUAAACCCUAUCUCGACAAUAUCUCGAGCUAUGCUGAAUUGGCAUCCAUAAAGAAUGACUUUAUGGACAAGAUUUCUCAACUUUUGGAUCAUGUUAGAUAUAUUGAUAGUCGUCAACAUUUAAUUGUUCAACAAUUAUCAAUAAAUCAAAAUCAAAAUCAAAAUCAAAAUAAUCAAAAUAAUCAAAAUAAUCCAACUUCACCAAACCUUUAUCCUACUAAUUCAAGAUAUAAUAAUAAUAAUAAUAAUAAUAAUAGUAAUAUUAAUCAACAACAACAACAAAAUAAUUAUAAAAAUCAAAAUAAUCAAAAUAAUCAAAAUUAUAAAUAUAAUGGAAAUAUUAAUGGAAAUGGAAUUAAUAUUAAUCAAAAUAAUGUAAUGACCAAUAUGAAUGGAAAUAAUGGUAAUAUUACAAUGAAUAAUAGUGGUGGUAAGAUUCCAAUUAGAAGAGUCAAUUCUAGUGAUUCUGUAAUGGAUCAACAACAACAACAACCAUAUAUCGAUGUAAAUUAUAAUAACAAAGGAAUAUAUAAUACAAGAAAUAUAAAUAAUAAUAAUAAUAAUAUAAAUAAUAAUAAUAAUAUAAAUUUAAACAAUAUGAAUAAUAAUAUGAAUAGUAAUAUAAAUAAUAUGAAUAUGAUCAACAUGAAUAUUAACCCUCAACAACAACAACUACAACAACCUCAACAACAACCACCUCCACAACAAACAAUGAAACUUCACAACACCAACUCUACAUUUAUUCCAUCAAAUAGUAAUUUAUUAAAUAACCAACAAUCCAACCUUGUCAAUAAUAAUAUUAGUUUAAAUCAUACUUUUACAUAUUCUCCAUUUUAA
Molecule: messenger RNA, 1380 nt
Organism: Cavenderia fasciculata
Lineage: Eukaryota; Evosea; Eumycetozoa; Acytosteliales; Cavenderiaceae
Exons: 2
Coding region: 1-1380 (459 amino acids)
Biological process (GO): regulation of transcription by RNA polymerase II
Cellular component (GO): mediator complex
Molecular function (GO): transcription coactivator activity
Source: RefSeq, a predicted model, not a curated record